Messenger RNA from Symbiodinium necroappetens, 904 nucleotides. The record is from the annotation of a GenBank genome assembly. NCBI's taxonomy places the organism in Eukaryota, Dinophyceae, Suessiales, Symbiodiniaceae.
GCGUCUUUGCAGAACUCCUGCGCGGCUGUCGGCGCUAACCGUCUGCACUGGGCUCUUCAUCCCGGCUGUUGGCUUCACCAGGUGCUUCUUGACGGCCCCGAGCAUCGGCUCCCGGCGGAGCAUCGCCGCGAGCUCCGUGGCGAUGGCGGCGGCGCCGAGCGCAGCCCCGAGCCUCGGGCCGCUUCUGGACGCUGAGGGCAAGGAAGUCGACGGAAGCUCCCUUGAGGGAAAGUCGGUCGCGCUGUACUUCGCCGGCGAGUGGUGCCCCAUGUGUACUGCCUUCACACCUGUGCUAACGGAGUUCAUGAAGGACGUGGGUGACAAGGCUGUGGUGUUCGUGAGCUCUGACUUCACGAAAGAGGAGUACGAUCAGCACCGCUCACACCUGCCGAGCCAGUUCCUCUCGGUGCCGUUUGGCUCUGAGAUGCAGGACUCGCUCAAGCGGAAAUUCCACCUUUGGGGCGGCCGCGAAAUUCCGAAGUAUGGGGGCGACCGUCGGGGCGGAAUCCCAGCACUGGUGGUGAUCACUCCCGGAGGAGAGGAGCAGAAGUAUCUGGAUGCCGAAUCCAAGGGAGGGGCUGCACUGAAACACCGGCACCAUGAUCAGUGCCAUGGCCCCCACAUCAUCAUCAUCAUCAUCAUCAAUAUCAUCAACCCCUCUGUCGCUUUCACUAUAACCGUCACCAUAAGGAUCAUUGCCACCAUCCUGAGCGCCAUCAUCGUUACUAUUGCUAUUGCCAUCAUCAUCAUCAUCAUCAGCAUCAUCAUCAGCAUCAUCAUCGUCAUCACCAUCAGCAUCAUCGUCAUCAUCGUCACUGUCGUCGCCGUCGUCACCAUCGCCAUCGUCAUCCCUAUCCUAAUGCCUGUUCCUCCUCGUCCUAGUGGUGAUCGUCUCAUCUGGUAG